AUGUUCAGUGAGCAAGUCAAUGAAAAUAAUGGACCACCAAUGCUUGCAGUUAUACUUUUUCUGGUAUUAAAAUUUGUUAUACUUGCACCAAAGAAGCAGAGUAUCAUCGUGACAACAUUAUCAUCAUCAAUGGGAACGUCACCAUCACCACCACCAACAACUGCAACUACAACUCAGCAAUUAGGUUCAAUCAAUGUUGGCAGCAUGAAUCAAGCAAGACAAGGACACACAGGAACCUUAUUAACAAAUGGAAAAAUGCUAGUCACUCGUGGGGGCAAUUAUGUUGCUCUACAUAGUGCCGAAUUGUAUGAUCCAUCAACAGGAACUUGGACAACUACUGGUAGCAUGAAACAUCAACGACGUGGGCAACACACAGCGGUCUUAUUAACAAAUGGAAAAGUGUUAGUUACUGGGGGGCAUAACAUUGAGGGUGUUCUAAAUAGUACCGAAUUGUAUGAUCCAUCAAAAGGAACUUGGACAAGCACCAAUGAUAUGCAUAGUAAACGAAUGGAGCACACAGCAUCCUUAUUAACAAAUGGAAAAGUGUUAGUUACUGGCGGAGGAACUUUUAGUGGUUUUUUUAGGAGUGCCGAAUUGUAUGAUCCAUUAACAGGAACUUGGACAACUACUGGUAGCAUGAAUAUUCAACGAACGAAGCACACAGCAUCUGUAUUAACAAACGGAAAAGUGUUAGUUGCCGGUGGAGAGAAUACAAAUGAUUUCCUUAAUAGUGCUGAGUUGUAUGACCUAUCAACAGGAACUUGGAUAACUAACGGUAGCAUGAAUAAUCAACAAGAGGAGCACAUAGCAUCCGUAUUAACAAAUGGAAAAGUGUUAGGUACUGGUGAAUGGUCAAAUGUUAGUGUGGUUUGA
Rotaria sordida is the source of this 873-nucleotide messenger RNA. The record is from the annotation of a GenBank genome assembly. NCBI's taxonomy places the organism in Eukaryota, Metazoa, Rotifera, Eurotatoria, Philodinida, Philodinidae.